AUGGAGUUUCAACGGAAGAAGCAAACCAUCCUCUGCCUGUCCUUUGUGACCUUGUCUAGCCUUCUAGGUCAAUUGUGUGCUGAAAUUGAUGGUAGUCCCAAUAUUGUUGUGGAAGAGGUUCAUGUUGGUGUGAUUCUUGAUAUGGGGUCAAGGGAAGGAAAGAUUAUUCUCAGCUGCAUUUCAAGAGCCCUGUCUGAUUUCUACCAUCUGCAUAACAACUACAGCACAAGAGUAAUUCUGCACACCAGAGAUUCCAAAGGAAAAGCUCUACAUGCUUUAUCAGCUGCUCUAAAUCUUUUGGAUGAGAACAAAGUGGAAGCAAUUAUUGGUGCACAAACAAGAAUGGAAGCAAACCUAUUGGCAGAGUUAGGAGAAGAAGCUAAAGUCCCUGUAUUGUCACUUUCUGGACUUCGUACUAGUCCUUUCGGUGCUCCUGGCGAAUAUCCCUUCUUUGUUGAGAUCACACAAGAUGAAACUUCUCAAGUUACGGCAAUCAGUGGCCUUAUUGAAAUGUUCAAAUGGAGGGAUGUCAUCAUUCUAUAUGAGAACACAGAUUAUGGGAGAGACAUCAUUCCAUUUUUUAUCAACUCCUUUGAAGAAGCAAAUGUGACUAUUGUAUAUAAAAGUUGCAUUGCUGCCUCCUCAGCAGAUGAACAGAUCAUUGAAGAGCUCCGCAACCUCACGAAGUUGAAGACCACGGUAUUUGUGGUGCAUAUAUCACAUUUUCUUGUUCCUCGCCUUUUCUUGAAUGCCAAAAAGUUAGGCCUACUGAGUGAAGGGUAUGCUUGGAUUAUGACAUCAACUAGCAUGAAUUUCUUGCAUUUUUCCAUGGACCCAUCUGUAAUUGAGUCAACGCAAGGAGUGCUCGGUUUGAAGUCUUAUACUCCAGCAUCAACCCGCCUCCACAAUCUUACUUCAAGAUUGAGGAGGACAUUUUACAUGCAGGAUCCUAACAUAGAAGUAAGUGCGGUAACCCCAGAUGGAAUUUGGGCAUAUGAUGCAACUUGGGCUCUAGCUGAAGCAGUUGAGAGGACCUGGACUUCUACAGGAUUGAACCUAGUGAAUUUAAACAAUAUUACAUCCUCCAAACAUGGACUUCUGCUUCUUCAAGAGAUAUUGCAAACAAGGUUUAAGGGUUUAAGCGGUGAAGAAAUUCAAUAUCCAAAUGGGAAGCUAGUUUCAAGUGCAUUUGAGACUGUGAAUGUCAUAGGAAAAGGGGAAAGAAGGGUUGGAUUGUGGCCAUGUGAAGAAAAACACACAAGAGAUUCCUACCCACUUAAUAACAGAAGAAAUUUACUUUCCACCAACGAUCUCGAAACAAUAAUAUGGCCUGGAGGAUCAUCAACCAUCCCAAGAGGUUCAAAGAUGCAAGUGAGUACUAGUUCUGAAAUAAAACUAAGAGUUGGCGUUCCAGUGAAAAAAGGGUUCAACGAACUUGUGCAUAUGAACCUUGAUAUUCAAACCAACCGAACAUAUUUCACAGGCUUCUGCAUAGACGUAUUUGAGGCUGCAAUUAGAGGGUUGCCGUAUGAAGUUAAAUAUGACUUCGUUCCAUUUGCAACUGGCACUAAUGCAAGUUACAAUGAUCUUGUUCACCAAGUUAUUCUCCAGAAAUUCGAUGCUGUUGCUGGGGAUACCACGAUCACAUCGGAGAGAUCUCAGUAUGUUGAUUUUACAAUACCAUAUACUGACUUAGGUGUGGGGAUGCUAGUACCAAAUGAAAAUGAAGACAUGUGGAUUUUCUUGAAACCUCUUUCGGCAGAUCUGUGGAUCACAAGUGCGGGUUUCUUUAUCUUGACCGGUUUCGUUGUGUGGGUAAUUGAGCGUUCUGUCAACCCAGAAUUCCAAGGCACACCUUCGCAGCAAAUCGGAACCAUAUUAUGGUUUGCCUUCUCAACCCUUGUGUUUGCUCAUAGAGAGAAGUUGUUAAACAAUUUAACAAAGUUUGUAGUGAUCAUAUGGGUGUUUGCUGUGCUUAUAUUGACUUCCAGUUACACAGCAACUCUGACAUCAAUUAUGACCGUUAACCAAAUACGAUUAAACUCAAGAGGAAACUAUAUAGGUUACCAAUCACGUUCAGUCACCCAGGGAGUGGUAAAGAACUUGAAUUUCAAAGGUCUUAAACCCUGUAAUUCGGUUGAAGAAUAUGCUGACGCUUUAUCAAGAGGAAGUAAGAAUGGUGGUGUCUCUGCUAUAGUUGACGAGGUUCCAUACAUGAAGAUCUUCCUUGCACACUAUCCUACUGGCUACUCCAUGAUUAAACCCGAAUCUAGCACUAGCACCAAUGGUUUUGGCUUUGUUUUCCCUAAAGGUUCGAAAUUGGUCCAUGAUAUGUCAAUGCAAAUUCAACGAAUGAGAGAAGAGGGAAAGCUUAUAGAGAUGGAGAAGGUCUGGUUUCAUAAGAGAACAAUUCCCAUGUUUGACAACACAACGAGUGAUCCCAAUACUCUAAACGUACAUACCUUUCGUGGUUUAUUUCUCGUUACUGGGGUUUCUUCAGCUUUUGCUCUUUUCAUAUUCAUAAUAUUUCCUCUCAAAGAAAAAUGGUAUGCCGUGAAAAAAUUCAGAUUUAGAUAUCGGGUUCGAGAAAAGCUGCAGCGUGUAAGGAAGUUCUUCUCUCACAAAGUUUCCAAUGAAAACCAAGAAAAGCAGUAUACAGAUAGUGCAUGA
This is a messenger RNA of Prunus armeniaca (apricot), 2670 nucleotides long. Lineage: Eukaryota; Viridiplantae; Streptophyta; Magnoliopsida; Rosales; Rosaceae. The record is from the annotation of a GenBank genome assembly.